This is a messenger RNA of Lytechinus variegatus (green sea urchin), 1131 nucleotides long. Its product is annotated as pterin-4-alpha-carbinolamine dehydratase-like. Gene Ontology annotation, molecular function: 4-alpha-hydroxytetrahydrobiopterin dehydratase activity. The transcript has 3 exons. NCBI's taxonomy places the organism in Eukaryota, Metazoa, Echinodermata, Echinoidea, Temnopleuroida, Toxopneustidae. The coding region runs from base 79 to 426 and encodes 115 amino acids. Gene Ontology annotation, biological process: tetrahydrobiopterin biosynthetic process. The record is from RefSeq and is a predicted model, not a curated record.
GUGCGAUCGUUGGCAGCUGCCGAAGCUCAAGCGUGAGAUAAAGGAAAUCGAAUCUACAGGUGUUUGGAGAACGGUUUCAUGCGUUUUAUACGAACUUUUGCAAGGAUGGCAUCUGAAGCAAAGCGGGUGAAGCUGAGCGGAGAUGAUCGGUCUCAGAAGCUCUCUGCCUUGACAGCUGCAGGAUGGAAGGAAGUAGAAGGCCGGGAUGCCAUCCAGAAAGAAUUCACUUUUGGGAACUUCAAUCAGGCCUUUGGUUUCAUGACCCGUGUGGCGCUCAAGGCAGAGACCAUGAACCACCACCCAGAAUGGUUCAACGUCUACAACCGUGUGGACAUCACGCUCAGCACUCAUGACGUCGGUGGGCUGUCCGAUAACGACAUCAACAUGGCCAAUUUCAUCGAGAAGGCGGCGACGACGUCAGCCUAGUAAUCUUUCCUUCUCUUGGAUUCCAGGGACCAGUAACCCAAAGCUUGGCAAUCAAUUUCAUUCUUCAUUUCAGUGAUUGAUUGUGAUUGUAGUCUAUGUGAUCUGUCGUAAAUAAUUGUGCUAUGAUCAUUGCUAAGUUUUGUGUUACGGGGCCCUCGGUAACGAAACCGUCAUCCAUCUACCUUCUUCAACCGUAGAAAGAGCAUUCAUACUGAAACACAAGAGAUGUGUGUAUGAAAAUGCAUUUAAAGUAUUUAAUAUGCAAGGAUUGUUUGUUAGGUUAUGUUAUGAACAAUGUCUCGCUUCAUGAUACCAAAAGGGUGUGAUACUUGUGUUUUCAUUUUGAAAACACGUUUACACUAAAACGUGACACGUGUGACGUGUGUUACACUGACAUGCAUUGAAGUUAUGACACAAAUGAUAUACUAUGAAUACGAUUUCACAAUACAUACUGCCGUACUUAGGCAAAAGGAAGCAAGUUACCAAAGUAUAAUUUGUUGUAAAUGAGCAAUGUGUGUUCGUCAUUUACGUAGGCGUCAAUGCAAUUUAACAGCAUAUUUUCAUUACCUUUCCAUAGAACAAUCAUUUCUUCCAAAAUGUUGCCUAAAACGUGCAACUUACAAAGGGUGUUUCAGAAACAACAACAACUCAAAUUUGACUCCUGUGACACUUGCUUCCUUUUGUCACAAAGUUUGGCAGCAUACA